Molecule: messenger RNA, 11982 nt
Organism: Anastrepha obliqua
Lineage: Eukaryota; Metazoa; Arthropoda; Insecta; Diptera; Tephritidae
Gene: Ten-a
Product: teneurin-a
Exons: 17
Coding region: 1132-10194 (3020 amino acids)
Biological process (GO): motor neuron axon guidance
Source: RefSeq, a predicted model, not a curated record
UUCAAGCGAAGAAGUAGCGAAAAGCAACUUAACUCGAGGGAAGGUGGCGUGCAAAGCAGUGACGUCUUUACUCAGAGGAUCCUGGCAGCAGGCAGCGAAAUAAAGAAAUGCCAAAUAUGAAUGGUGUUAAGUGUUGUUGUACUUGUGAUGCUGUAAGCGCAACUGAAAAUCACUGGAAAAUGUUUUGACCGCUGCCUGUACGCGUUGCAAAUAAACACACGCGCACUUGCACACACACAUCAUUGGUCGCGUGCAAGUAGAGCGCGGAGUACGCCCUUUUUAAGCAGUAAAUAAUAUUUGCUUUCCAUUAAAUCGAAAUGCGUCAAAACGGCGGUUGACAAACGCUCGCACGAGAGCGCACUUGCCGUAAUUUGCAGCGGGAUUUCGCGCGGCUGCUGAAGCGCGGAACGCCGUGUCGACAUUCGAAAGAGCCAACAGCGGAGGAAUAAUUAGUAAUUCAGAAAAAGGACGAAAAUGGAAUAAUAACACAAAUUUUAAAAACAAAGUGCAGCGCUUGCGGAAAACUGAAUCCAACACAUAUGCAGCGUGACAUAAUUAAAGCACAUACACAAACACACCCAUGUGCGCUGACACAGCGACACUUCUGUGCGUCUUCGCAAGCGGUUGGCGUAGAAAAUCGCGAAUUUUCCGCAUUUAAUUGCUGCGAAUCCACGCUGAGACAGCGAAAUUUAUGUGAAUUAUUUCGCAACGAAAUAAGCGAGCAGUAAAUUUUAAAACAACAAAAACGGCAAAGAAAAAAAAAAUAAAAACAAAAAACAAUAACAAUAACAUACUUACUUAAUUACAAUUAUAAUAAGGCGCGAACGUAAGCGAAUAGGGAAGUGUAAAACGCGUGAAAACGAAACAGUGAAAGAUACUUUUGGCGGGAGACGAACGGCGAAUAGCGUACGGGUAUUGGCGAGUUUUUAAUUCAACACGCCCAUGCCCGACUUUUUAUUAUUGUUGCCAUAAGUAACAUUAAUUGUAAAUGCGAAGUUAUAAAAAUAAAUAACGAAAAUUAAUUGAAAUCAUUUUAAAAGCAAAAUUCGCGCAGAUGCGCGGUACGAAAAAGCUGAAGGGCGAAAACAAUAACCAGAUAAAAAAAUAAGCUACGAAAAAACAAACGCCAAAAUGACUAUGAAAUCAAUGAAAUACUCCGAUUGUGAUACGAUCAUGGAUGGCUAUAAUCCGGUGCCGCCUCCACUGCCGCGACGCGUACCGCCCGUACGGAACAUCUACGCCGAGCCAUUUGCACACGAGCCCAAUCACUCCAGCAGAUUGGGUUCAAUGCCGGGCGGGCAUCAACAACAGAUGGCACAAAGUAUGUCAACAGGCAACAAUACGUUGGGUCACAGCGGCAUUGAUCGGGGCGGUGGCGGCGGUGUGCCCGGUGGUGGCGGUGGGCCGGGCAUGAAUGGGCCUGGCGGUUCGCAUUGCCAGAUGAGCGGCUCACAACCACUGGUAAUGCCUGGGUUCCCAUUGCGUAACUCACACUCAGCGCACACCCCACACUACUCACCAUAUUCACCAUCCAGGUUUCACAUAGAUAAGCGCUGCCAGCACCGAUGUUCCUGGAAAUGUUUGAGUAUCGCCUUAAUACUAGUAACAGUCGUCCUAAGCGCCAUGUUGACCUACUUUGCAGCUGUCAGUUCGAUGAAGCCCAACAUGGACUCCACAAAUUGCAUCCUAGUCCAAGAUGUCAAGUCGCAACCACACGACUUGCACGGCAAUAUGAAAGCGAGUGGAAGCAGUGGCAGUGGCGGGCAGUUACCGACCGCCUAUCCCACAGAGGAAUCGAUACAAACGAGCACAUCGGACCAUAGUGGCACCAGCACCGGUUACGGCGGCAUGCAGAAUUCGGCGCCAUCGCUGCAGCUCCAACAGCAGCAGCAAUUGCUCCUACAGCAACAGCAACCGCACACUAUCAACCACCAACAAACACUGGCUGGUGUUCCGCAAGAUGCCACCUCUCAUCUCCAGGAUCAAUCGUACACGGCACAGCAGCAACAGCAAUCGGCUCAACAUCAACAGCAGCAGCUGAAGUGGCCGCAGGUGGUGGAGCUGAAGGACUUCAAUGAAUUCUACCACGCCAACAUACCACCAUAUCAAUUCUGGAACCUCGAAUUUCGCAAUAAGCACCCAGCCUUCAUUCGUUUCAAUUUCACGCUGCCGUGGGGCGCUAGUUUUGCGGUCUAUUCGCGCCGCAAUGUGGCACCCUCAGUGACGCAACACGAUUUUGUUGAGUUCAUCAAAGGUGGACGGCUGGACAGUCACUUGCGGCACAAACGCGCCGCGCAAUGGCGUAACGAAAGUGGCCAGAGCUUCAAGGAUUUCGACGCUGAUAUGGAAUGGCGGGAUGACAGUGCUGAUGCUGGAGGCGAGGAUGAUGACAAUAAGCUGCAACGCACAUCACACGAAUCGAAUGUUGGAUUACGCCGCUUACCUGGAUUUUAUGUAGACGAUUCGCUGGAUGAGGCAGAUGACGAUUCAAUGGCUGCGGCAGAAAGUGAUGACUACGAUGAUGGCCAAUACGAUAUCGAGACGCCACUGGAUACAGCAAAGCAUUAUGCGCAGCGACAUAUGACGGCCCAACACAGGCUAUUCAAGCGCUCAGCCAUGGGCGUAGCGGGCGCUGGCGGCAUGGCCGAUGGCAUGGGUGGAUUGCCAGCGCUGGACCUGGACACAAUGAUGGUGAAUGUAUCUCUGCUGCAGUACCUGGACACGGGUUUGUGGUUCAUCUCCGUUUACAAUGACGAAUUGGUUGCGCACUCGGUGACGUUGGUGGUCGAGGAGGCGGAGGGAGUUAGCACGACCUGCCCUAACGACUGCUCGGGACGUGGCAGCUGCUACCUUGGCAAAUGUGACUGCAUCGAUGGCUACCAGGGCACGGAUUGCUCGAAAAGUGUAUGCCCAGUGCUCUGCUCCGCUCAUGGUCAUUAUGGAGGUGGUAUUUGCCACUGCGAGGAGGGAUGGAAGGGAUCCGAGUGUGACAUACCCAUCGGCGAGUGCGAGGUACCGAACUGCUCGAACCACGGACGUUGCAUAGAAGGCGAAUGCCACUGCGAACGGGGCUGGAAGGGGCCAUUCUGCGAUCAACAUGAUUGCCUUGAUCCCUUGUGCUCCGGUCACGGCACUUGCGUGGCCGGGCAGUGCUAUUGUAAGGCCGGCUGGCAAGGCGAGGACUGCGGCACCAUCGAUCAGCAAGUGUAUCAGUGUCUGCCCGGUUGCUCCGAGCAUGGCACGUACGAUCUGGAAACGGGUCAGUGUGUGUGUGAACGUCAUUGGACCGGACCGGAUUGCUCGCAAGCUGUUUGCAGUUUGGACUGCGGCCCGAACGGCGUUUGCGAGUCGAGCAAAUGUCGCUGUAAUCCCGGCUGGACUGGUAAUCUCUGUGAUCAGCUGCCUUGUGACGCCAGAUGUUCGGAGCACGGACAAUGCAAAAAUGGAACCUGUGUCUGCUCUCAAGGCUGGAAUGGACGCCAUUGCACGCUGCCGGGUUGUGAGAAUGGCUGCUCUCGACAUGGCCAAUGUACGCUGGAAAAUGGCGAAUAUCGCUGCGAUUGCAUUGAAGGAUGGGCUGGAUCUGAUUGCUCGAUUGCGCUGGAAAUGAACUGCAAGGAUAAUAUAGAUAAUGACGGCGACGGUAUGACUGAUUGCUCGGACAGCGAAUGUUGCUCGCAUCCUGCUUGUGCGGAACACAUCAUGUGCCUGUCCUCCAACGAUCCAGUGGAGGUGCUCCUGCGCAAGCAGCCACCCUCGGUGACCGCAUCCUUCUAUCAACGUGUCAAGUUUCUGAUUGAAGAGAACUCGGUGCAGUCGUACGCACACAUGGACGAGUACAGCGAAAAUCUCUUCUGGAGCUCAUUCACGCCUUGCCGGGUGUCGGUAAUGCGUGGCCAGGUCAUCACGCCGCAAGGAUUGGGCAUCGUCGGUAUUCGGGUCUCAGUGGAUCGGGACUCGCGCUUCGGAUUCACCUUGACGCGGCAAGGCGGAUGGUUCGAUGUGCUCGUUAACGGUGGUGGGGCAGUGACGUUGCAAUUCCAGCGCUCACCCUUCAGGCCACUCACGCGCACCGUCUUUGUGCCAUGGAAUCGUAUUGUGGUACUGCCCCCCGUGCAGAUGCAAUUGAGCGACGACGAUGAAAGCAAUGGCCGCAGCAUAAAAGUGGCUCCCAUGAAUCCGGCGCUCACCUUCCUCAACUCUAUACUCUACCACUUCGCCGAUGAGCAAGUGGAUGUAAGCAAAAUAUGCGUGGAGCAUGACCACGAGGAGCUGAAACCCCAAUUAAUUAGCACUUGGAUGCCGAACGGCGUGGGCGCCAUGCCCGGCAAGCGCGUCAUAUUUGCCGAGACACAGAUCGUACAAGAGUCCAUACAGAUACCCGGCUCGGAUUUGCAUCUUACGUAUCAGUCGUCGCAAGCAUCUGGCUACUUGAGCAUCGUACGCAUGCGGCUAACCGCCGAAAAAAUACCAAAGACUCUAACUCAUGUUCAUGUGGGCGUUGAAAUUGAGGGUGCACUUCAUGUGAAGACGUACGAGGCCGAUCCGAACCUGAUACACACGUUCGCCUGGAACAAACGCAAUGUCUAUCGCCAAAAGGUGUACGGCGUUACAAUCGCCCGCAUCUCGGUCGGCUAUCAACACUCGACUUGCAAAAUGCCAGUUUGGAUUACGCAGACCGCCAAGCUACAGGGUUAUGAUGUCGAUAUUUCUGAUAUCGGUGGUUGGGGUCUGGAUAUUCACCACCACUACAACUUCCAUGAAGGUAUACUGCAGAAAGGCGAUGGCAGCACUCUCCACAUGAAGGAAUACCCGCGCACAGUAAAAGUAGUGAUGGGCACCGGCUUGCAGCGUCCGCUCAACUGCCCAGACCACUGCAACGGUAUCGCCAAGGAUGCCAAACUACUCACGCCCAUUGCAUUGGCAUCCGGCCCAGAUGGAAGCCUUUAUGUGGGUGACUUCAAUUUGGUGCGCCGCAUCACACCGGAUGGCAAAGUCUACACCAUAUUGCAACUGAGUGCCACACAAGUUUCCUAUCAGUAUUACCUCGCUGUUUCGCCCGCAGAUGGCCACCUGUACAUAUCCGAUCCAGAGCGGCAUCAAAUUCUAAGACUGCUACGCUUGGAAAAAGUGAAAGAUCCCAGCAUCAACAGCGAGCCGAUUGUGGGCAGCGGUCAGCGUUGCAUACCCGGAGAUGAAGGCAACUGUGGUGAUGGUGGCCCUGCAUUGCAAGCUCGACUUUCGCAUCCGAAAGGGUUAGCCAUUGCGGCUGAUCGCACCAUGUACAUUGCGGACGGCACUAACAUCCGAGCGGUUGAUCCCAAGGGAAUUAUACACACACUGAUUGGACAUCAUGGUCACCACAACCAUUGGAGUCCAGCACCGUGCUCCGGUACGUUAAUGGCAAAUCAAGCGCAACUACAGUGGCCAACGGGCUUGGCGCUGAGUCCACUAGAUGGUUCGCUGCACUUUAUCGACGAUCGGCUGGUGCUGCGCCUAACGUCCGACAUGAAGAUACGCGUUGUGGCUGGUACCCCUCUGCAUUGCAACAACAAUGGGCAGGAUAAAUCCAACAAGACAUCGGAAAAUGUACUGGGUACAGUGCUUGCAAUGGCCUUCUCACCUUUUGGGGAUCUGUACAUCGCCGAUAGUGACUCGCGGCGGGUGAACUCGAUACGAGUGGUGGACACGGCGGGAAGUAUGCGUUACUUUGCCGGAAAGCAAGAAGGUUUGGGUUCACUAACCUGCGAUUGCUCCAAUGGCAACACUGUCAACAGUUCAACAUCCAGUCUGGCCUCGGCGCUUUCAUCAACAGGCAACGGUGUCGCUAGCAGUGCAUACUCAACUACUAUGAAUCCGAAACGCACCACUACACCAACAACACCAGCUGGAAGUAACGGGCGCGGCAACAGCAAUGGAGGAAACGGAAAUGGCGCUGUCUCUGCUAGUAAUGGAGCGUCCAAUGGCGGUGUGGGAGUGGGUGCACCUUGCAUUUGCAGUGGCGGGGGUGUCGGUGUCACGGUCGGCGUUCCCAGCGGACUGGCAGGCAUCGUAGCCGGUGGUAAUUUAAUGUCAACUGGACCAACGACAACCACAACAAUAUUGCUAGGCGCCAAAACAACAGCUGCAGCGAAUGGCAUGGGCGGCGCCAUGAAUGAUGAUGGCACUUUAAGCAACGCGGAGACCUUGUUAUCGUCGAAUGCUCGCUUCCAGGCGAUUUCGGCAAUUUCGGUGGCACAGGACGGUGUCAUUAAUGUGGCGGACCAAGGCUCACUUCAUGUGCUUGCGCUUGAGCAUUACCUUCCAUCGCAUGACGAGAAUGGCGAGUUCCACAUCCCAUACCCGCCAUCGAGCGAAAUCUAUGUAUUCAACCGUUACGGUCAACAUGUUGCCACCAAGGAUCUCACGUCGGGCAAGACACGCUACAGCUUCCUGUAUUCCAAGAACACCUCCUUUGGUCGACUUUCUACGGUCACCGAUGCAUCAGGCAACAAGAUUCAGUUCCUGCGGGAUUACAGUAACGUCGUCAGCUCCAUUGAAAAUACGCAGGAUCACAAAUCUGAAAUACAAAUAAACGGCAUUGGUAUUAUGACCAAACUGAGCGAGAAGGGUCGUCAGGAGAUCGAACUGGAUUAUGACAGUAACACAGGGCUACUCAUGUCGCGCUCAUCCGGCGGCGAAACUUACAUCUAUCAAUAUGAUGAGUUCGGCCGUGUUACUGGUACCAUCCUGCCAAGUGGUGAGAUCGUUCGUAUCACUUCCCAGCUUGCGGACAACAAAGGUCUUACCGUGUACGUGCACGCUUCCGUCGAGUCACUCUUCUCACGUGAACGCGGUGAAACAAAUGAGCUGCUUGUGUUGGGUGGUGUACGUUCUACCUUCAUGAAAAAGGGUCGGGAGAAUGCGGACGCGGAAAUCAAGCCGAAUAACACACUUGUGAUUCAUAGUGCCAAUGGCGUAGUUGUUGAAUCAUCGGCUGUUGCCAGACAUCCCUUGCUCGAGGCGGCCUUACCAGUUGAGGCCGAAAUGCUGGCAAUGUGGUCGCACCAAAGCGUUACUAUGGGCGAGGGCCUGACCAACAACAUGUAUUCUGUGUACAACUUAGUUGGAGAUGUGCGCAAUCCCCAACAGACACUCAACCGUGAGAUUUGGGUAAACCAAUCGCGUGUCAUUGGCAUAGAAUAUGACCAGUUUACAAAUCGUGAGACGUUCUACGACAUGAACCGAACUCCAAUACUUAUUGUGGCAUACGAUCAGUCUGGUUUGCCAAAGUCAUAUUAUCCGACUAAUGGGUACCCUGUGAACAUUACCUAUGAUCGCUUCAAUCGCGUCGAAGGAUGGGCUUGGGGUCCGGCUGAGCUCAAGUACUCAUAUGAUCGGCAUGGUCUGCUCUCGGAAAUCACCUCACAGCAAGACGGCAUCAUAUCAUUCGUCUACAACGAUUGGAAUUUGGUGUCGGAGAUCGGUUUGGCAAGUCAGCGGAAGUUUGUGCUUCAAUACGAUGACUCCGGCGGCCUGCGACACGUGUUGAUGCCAUCUGGCACAAAGCACUCCUUCAGCAUGCAGACUUCCAUUGGCUUCAUCCGAUGCACGUAUACGCCACCAGGUAGCACACGAGCCUACUUGCAACAUUAUAGCCACUCUGGUGCAUUGCUGCAGACCAUAUUCCCUGGAGAUGGUGCGCGCAUUGUUUACCGCUACAACUCAGGCGGGCAACUGGCGGAAAUCGUCCAUGGAGAUGGCAAAAGUGAGUUCCUCUACAAUGACGCGACUGGUAUGCCCAGCACUGUCUCGCAUACCGAACGUGAACUGGAGUAUCGCUGGGACUUUGAGUACACAGGCGGUUUGCUGAGUGAGGAGCGCAUCGAUUAUGUAGCGAAGACAGGAUUGAGCAACGCUAAAUUCACCUACGAGUAUGACACAGAUUUCCGUGUCAUCUCGAUUCAAGGACGAAUUGGUGGCCAGAAUUUGCCUUCACAGAAUUUCGCCUACAACCAACGCACAGGCCAGCCAAGCCUCAUUGGGCAGUUUAAGAUCAUGCAUCCGAUGCUAAAUCAAACUCAAGUUUACGAUGGCACAGCCACUUUCACGCGCACUGUCGACGGUCGCUUCAUGACGCAGAAAGUGACGCUGUCUAUACAUCGUCUGGAGGUGUUCCGCAUGGAGUUUUCGUUCGGCAUGCAUGGACGCAUCACACAGACUCGGACCUACACACGCAACAUGGCCGUGAAUACAUACACCAAUGUUAAAAACUACACUUGGGAUUGCGAUGGACAGCUAAUUGGUGUUGAAGCUCAGGAACCAUGGGGUUUCCGCUACGACGACAAUGGAAAUCUACUUUCACUGACAUACCGCGGCAAUACCAUUCCUAUGGAGUACAAUACCCAGGAUCGCAUAGUUAAGUUUGGAGAAGGUCAAUACAAAUAUGACAUUCGUGGACUUGUAGCUCAAAAUGCGCGAGAAGAGCGUUUCCACUACAACACACAAGGCCUAUUGGUCCGAGCUACUAAGCGUGGGCGGUUUGAUGUGCGAUACUAUUAUGACCAUAUGAAACGUCUAACUACCAGAAAAGAUAACUUCGGCAACGUUACACAGUUCUUCUACACUAAUCAACAGCGGCCUUACGAAGUGUCUCAAAUAUACUCGCCACGCGAUGGGAAACUAAUGUCACUAACCUAUGAUGAUGUGGGCCAUCUCAUCUAUGCACAAGUGUACCGUCAUAAAUACUAUGUUGCCACCGAUCAAAGCGGCACACCGAUCAUGAUUUUCAAUCAGUACGGCGAGGAUAUACGGGAGAUUAUGCGAUCACCCUUCGGCCACAUUGUUUACGACUCGAACCCUUACCUGUUCCUGCCGAUCGACUUCUGUGGUGGCAUAUUGGAUCCCGUGACAGCUCUUGUGCACAUGGGUGAUGGCAAAGUCUACGAUCCACUAAUCGGCCAAUGGAUGUCGCCCAACUGGGAACACGUGUCCGAGCGCAUCAUAACACCAACGAAAAUGCAUCUGUACCGAUUCAAUGGCAAUGACCCCAUAAAUGUUGAUCACGAUCGUAAUUAUCCAGCCGAGUUCUCUUCUUGGAUGAAGACACUUGGCUUUAGUGUAAAGAAUUUGAUACCACAACUUACUCGCAACCUAUGGGAACAACCUUCAUUAUGGGGUCGAGCGCCACAUAACCCAAUUGCACUAAACAUGAAACGUCCUAUAGACAAUAUUCCAACUAUGGCGGUGGAGAGUGGUUUCUUAGCUCACCUUAAUGUGCGGCGAAUGUCCAACUUCGAGGACCUCUCAGCUCCGCCGAAAUCCGCACUCAAGUUUGACGUCAUGAAUCCAACUCCACGCAACAUAGGCUCGGAUACUGAACCACCCUUCGGUAAAGGUAUCGUCGUAUCCAGAACCAAUGACGGUCAGGCAAUCGUAUCAAGUGUUCCUGCAGCAAACGCCAUCUACCGAGAUGUUUACACAUCUGUCUUUAAUCGAUCUAAGCUGCUGCCGUUCACAUUCGUUGUACACAACGCCCAGCAGGACUCGUUCUUCUUUGUCAAAGAAGAAGCGUGGCGAGCCAGUGAAGACCGACAGCAACUAAAACGGCUCCAAGGCCAGGUCAAUACCACAUUCCACGAGAAUUCCCGUGAAAAUGGUAGUGGCAACAAUUAUUUAGACGUAAAAAUCCACGGAGCUCACGCCAUAAUCAAUCUACGAUAUGGCACCACAGUGGAAAAAGAGAAGCAGCGCCUAAUGCAUCAUGCCAAACUGACGGCUGUGCGCAAGGCGUGGCAUCGCGAAAAGGAAGCGCUACGCAAUGGCCUCACCACAACCAUAGAAUGGAAUCAACAGGAAAUCGACGAGAUUCUGAAGCAAAGCUAUGCGAACAACUACGAAGGCGAAUACAUACACGACGUGGCACUAUACCCAGAGCUGGCCGAAGAUCCCUACAAUAUCAAGUUUGUAAAGAAGAAAGGAGCGACGGGCGGUACAGUCAGUGCAGUCGGUGUGGCGAAUGCGCGAAAGCGCCGAAGAAGAGAUGUGCAACUAAAUAAGGCUGACGAAAAGGUGCUGAGAGAAGCGACAGCCUCUGGAAAGGCGGCGACGAAGGAUUCGCUGAGGAUCCUCGAUAAGCGACAGCUACUGUUGAAAAAACUGCGCACGGACGUUGACUGCCUGCAUAGCAGCAGCAACAACAACGGCGAGUGUUAGCUACAGGGAUACAACAGGGGGGGAUAAAGCAGACCAUUAGCAUAUGGGUAGGAGAAACAGAAAAUGAAUUUGUGUUAAUUUCAAAUUGAAAAAAAAACAUAUUAGAAAAUAAUCACUAAUUAAAAACUAGAUUAGCCAUUGAAUAUAAAAAGUAAGACGGAAUAAAUUGACUCAGUGAGAGAGCAGAUGCAAAGUGAGAAAAACCGAUUACUGAUAAGAGCGAUAUUAUCAUUUUGAUGGCCCUCGCCAUCAUUAAACUAAGGAUAUGAGCCGAACGAAUAAAAAAGGAAAAAGUAAAACAGAUACGUAGAUUAAUAGAUGGAUGAGUCCGUCAUAUAUUUACAAGAAAAGCAGAUUACGAUAGUGAAAAUAGAAACAAAAUACCAUAACAAAUGCAAAAAACUAAAUAUGUUUUGUAUGUGUACAGUAGUGAAUAAAUCAAUAUUAGUUGCGUAAGUAUGUAAUUAUGCUAUAAGAUAAUUUAUGUCAUACCAUUUAAGAGACAACAAACAUAAACACAUACAAAUGUACAAUAAUAGCAAAAGGGGAAAUCAAAAGUUCACACCAAUUCAAAUGUAAACCAAAACAACAACAAAAUUCAAUGCAAUUAAAUUAUCAAGCGCAGUCGGGAGCUGUGGCGCCCGAGCCAGCAGUAGCCGAACGGCCAAAUGUAAAAAAACAAAUAGCGGCUUUCUGGGGUACUCGAGCUUUUAGAGACUGGUCUAAAUUUUACAAGUAGAUAUGCGAACGCACAGCAAACCGUUACAGACGAAUUCAGAUACACACACACGCACGCCAGUAGGUCGCCCUGUAGUUGCGAAGCGGUGAAAUCAAAUAGAACCAGAGAACUGAGGAGAAAAAAGUGGAAGUGGAAAAAGGGCGGAGAGUGAGAGGGUGAGCGGACAUAUAAAGAGCGGGAGAUAGAGAGAAAGGGAAAGAGACGGAGAGAGAGAGAGAGAGAGAGGGCGAUUGGAAGCGAUCAAUUGUAAAAUGGUUCAAAACUUUUAAUAUAUUUAUUAAUAUUUACAUUGCGUAGUUAAAACUUGUUAAAUCCAAAUGAUUUGUAAAGUAAAAUAAGACGGAAAAGAUUAGUAAGUUGAGAUUAAUUAGAAUGCUGCAUAAGCUGUUUACGUAAAAUAUUCCUCCAAGAUAUAAGGGCUGAGUAAAGAUGUCUAAAGUAAAAAAGAAUUUAUUACAUAUAAUUAAAAAAUUUUACAUAUAAUCGAGAAAAUUUUUAGAAGCAACUAAACCGUAAUGCAUUUUUAAGAGAGCUACAGGUUGCCGCUUUCUUCAAUUUUACUUCGCCUGCCGUUUUGUUAUAAAUUAUUAGUUAUUUUUUUAAGUAUUUUAAAAAGUUAACACUAAAACAUGUGCGAUAAAUAACGAUAAAUAAAAAAGUACGAAACCAAUAAAACAGUAUUACAAAAUAGAGCACUUUUUCAUUUACAAAAAUAUGUUUAUAUGAUUUUUCUAUUCAAUUUAUAUAAUAUUUGCCUAUUAAACAAGGUUUGGGGAAAAUUAAUUUUAUUGCUUUUUUAUUUGCUUUUCAGUUUCAGUUUCUACUGUUUUUUGUUGUUUUUUGAAGUUCUCACCUUUCAAAAGGAUAGUUUCAAAUGUUGACAGAGUUGGCAAUUAACUUCCGUCCAUGUUUGUGCAAAGAAACCCCCGCAAAUGAAUACAAGUCGAAAACACUGCACAAUUUGGCAAAAACUCUGCGCCAAUCAAAUAAAAAAAUGUAUAAGUUUUUGGCAAGUUCGCUCUAAAAAUGUUUGUAUUUAUUUUCGCAAU